This is a messenger RNA of Fraxinus pennsylvanica, 1341 nucleotides long. Lineage: Eukaryota; Viridiplantae; Streptophyta; Magnoliopsida; Lamiales; Oleaceae. The record is from the annotation of a GenBank genome assembly.
AUGUUGCGGGUUGUUGCGAUGAUGAUGUUGGGGCAUCUAGGGGAACUUGAACUAUCCAGCGCCUCUAUUGCUACUUCAUUUACAAAUGUUACUGGAUUCAGUGUCAUUUUUGGUAUGGCUGGUGCUUUGGAUACUCUGUACAAGCUAUUGAUAUUGAUUGGCCAAGAUCCUUUAAUCUCAGUUGAAGCUGGCAAAUUCACUAUAUGGCUCAUCCCUUCACUGUUCCCUUAUGCUAUUCUUCAGUCUCUGGUUCGCUACUUGCAGAUUCAAAGUUUGAUUCUUCCAAUGUUAUUGAGUUCACUAGUAUCUCUAUUCUUCCAUUUACCUCUUUGCUGGGCUCUAAUAUUGAAGUUAAAGUUAAGAAAUGCUGGAGCACCCCUUGCUAUUUGUUUGUCGUAUAUGGUGAAUGCAAUCUUCCUUGGUCAUUAUGUGAAAUUUUCUUCAGUGUGUUAUAAAACCCGUGCUUCUUUGUCAAAGGAUGUUUUCCUAACUACGAGUGAAUUCUUCCAAUACGCAAUCCCAUCUGCUGUAAUGGUUUGUUUUGAGUGGUGGUCAUUUGAGGCAGUUGUACUGCUUGGUGGAUUGUUGCCAAAUCCAGAGCUGGAGACAUCUGUGCUAUCCAUAUGCUUGGCAGUUACUGCCUCGCACUUUCUGGUACAAUAUUCUAUUGGUGUUGCUGCAAGCACCCGUGUAUCAAAUGAACUUGGAGCUGGGAAACCACGAGCAGCUCGAGUUGUUGUCUUUGUCGUUCUGGUUCUGUCGGUCUCAGAGUUCAUUAUAGCAAGCACCAUCAUUUUCUUUUGCCGUUAUAUAAUAGGAUAUGCAUUUAGCAAUGAAAUGGAUGUUGUGAAUUAUGUCAAAGACAUGACUCCUUUUCUUUGCCUAUCUAUCAUCAUGGACAGCUUACAAGCAGUUCUUUCUGGAGUAGCUAGAGGUUGUGGGUGGCAACAUAUCGGGGCAUAUAUCAAUCUCGGAGCUUAUUACGUUGUUGGAAUUCCUGUGGCGUUACUCCUAGGAUUUGUUUUGCACUUGAAAGGGGAAGGCCUUUGGAGCGGAUUGGUAGCAAGAGCAACAGUGCAGUCUAUCUUGCUUGCCCUUGUAACAUGUCUCAAAAAUUGGGAAAAGCAGGCUAGUAUAAAGCACGCAUAUCAAGUCAUUAGUAAGGCGGUGGAGGGAGGUUCCACGGAGGAGGCUUUUGACGUGGAUAAUACGGUGGGGGAGGAGGUCCAAGAAGAUCUAUGUACACCAGCGAUGGGGGAGUUAAUGAUCCAGGAAGUGUUGCAUGAGGGGGUGGUCCAAGUGGUAAAUGAACCCGAGUUGGAGGAGUGGACCAGGUGGUGA